Molecule: messenger RNA, 1429 nt
Organism: Colletotrichum godetiae
Lineage: Eukaryota; Fungi; Ascomycota; Sordariomycetes; Glomerellales; Glomerellaceae
Exons: 4
Coding region: 248-1192 (314 amino acids)
Source: RefSeq, a predicted model, not a curated record
GAGCGCAGCACCCGCUACCUUUGUCAACGUCCCUCGUGAGUCAACAGAAGGAUGAACAUGGGUUUCGGAUUCAUGGUCUGCCCGUCGGAUGGAUAGCCCCCCGAUGCUUGCCUUGGAGCGGUGUACAAAAGUGCCGAGCACCCACAGCUGGACUGAUCCAACCCAAGAUUUCACCUCUAAGCUUAAGGUACUAAGUUGACAUUCCUCCUUCAACGUUCGUACAUACUGUCGGGAGAUCACAAUCAACAUGACUACCAUUAUAGUCGCAGGAGGGACUCGUGGAAUCGGCCGGGCUAUUGCUGAGGCUAUCAAUCGCAAGGGCGGUUACCGCGUCAAGAUACUCAGUAGAUCUCCCAAUCCGACCCUGCAAAAUGAAACAGGAAUCGAGGUUAUUCCAGUCGACUACAGCAGCAUCCUGGCGUUGACAAAGGUCUUUGACGACAAUCAAGUCGACACCGUGAUUUCGACCUUGUUCGUGACCUCAGAUGGUUCUCCUCAGGUAAAUAUGAUACGCGCUGCCGAGGCCUGCGUUCAUACGAGGCGUUUCAUCCCGAGCGUCUGGGGAAUUCCCUAUUCCAGAGACCAAGUAACCGAAAGGCAGAUGACUAUCGGCCAGUCGAAGCUCGAUGCAGUGGAGGCCCUAGAGAAUUCGUCUCUGGAAUACACUCUGUAUUAUGUCGGCUACUUUCUGGACUUCUGGGGAUACCCUCGUGUAAAUACAUACCAGAUCCAGAACAUCAUCGUCGUCGACAUCGAGCACAACAGGGCCGCCGUUCCUGGGCAAGGCGAUACUCCCGUCACUUUUACACACACCUUGGAUGUUGCAGAAUUUGUGGCAGCAAGUUUGGAGCUCCCCAAAUGGGAGAAGGAGAGUUAUGUUAUCGGCGAAAAUGUGACGUGGAAUGAGUUCCUCCGAAUAGCCGAAGAAGUCAAAGGCGUCAAGUUCGAGGUCACCCAUGACAAACUCGACUUCCUAAAGUCUGGCAAGAUUACGGAGUUGCCUUCUCAUCCGUCCCUGUACAGCGUGAUGCCAAAAGAUCAACUUCAGGCACUUUUCGCCACUUUUGGUAUCUGGUUUGAGGAAGGACUGUAUCAUCUCCAGCCUAAAACGACUCUCAUUCAGUUGUUCCCAGAGAUCAAGGCGCGAACUGUCAAAGAAGUUAUUCAAGCUGGGUGGAGUCAGAAGGGUUGAGAACAUCAUGGGCUAGGUCAGAUUAUCCCGUGCUGCUUUGAUUUCAUACUCAGUUCCAGUAACCAAACACCUACAAAAUCUGCUUAGAGUCCCCCAUAAACAUUUACUAUCGUAUGAGGAUAGCAACUACUCUAUCAAAGUUCGAUGAUCUUCUCGCUUAGAUCCUGUCCCACGAGACCAUGGGAAGUUUAAUGGGACGUCAAUUAAGACUGAAUCAAGAAAUAUUUCCAUUUUUCG